Molecule: messenger RNA, 1524 nt
Organism: Brassica napus (rape)
Lineage: Eukaryota; Viridiplantae; Streptophyta; Magnoliopsida; Brassicales; Brassicaceae
Product: putative pumilio homolog 8, chloroplastic
Exons: 5
Coding region: 1-1524 (507 amino acids)
Biological process (GO): post-transcriptional regulation of gene expression
Cellular component (GO): cytoplasm
Molecular function (GO): mRNA binding
Source: RefSeq, a predicted model, not a curated record
AUGAUGAAGAGAAGUGAAUUUGGAGAAGAAGCUUCGUCUCUCUCACGUUCACCUUCUUCUCAUAAACAAACCUCAUGGAAUCACUACAGUCUCUUCCCCCGAGACUCAUCUUCCAGUUCGAGUUACUUCUCUAACGGACUGUGUUCUUCCGAAGACGGUUCGUCUCAUUUUGCUUCUCAUCCGUUCGAUAGGAACCUGAAGAUGAAGCAUUACAAUAGCAGUGUUGUUGCUGAUUCUGAUGAGUAUAACGAUUUGGGACUUUGUGAGAGCCUCCAUCGUCUCAACAUCAGAGAUAAGGACAAAGAAGACAAGACUUGUCACCAUAGUUUUGGAGUCUCUUCUGAUUUUUCUGUCGAUAAAGCUACACUGGUUCCUAAUUUUCAUAGCUAUGGAGAGAGUUCUUGUAAUAUUGGUUACAACAUGGCAGAAAUGACGUUAAGUACUGAUAUAUUCAUGGUUUCUUCACCAAAUAAGAGUAUGUUGGAGCUCAACAGUCACCACUCUGUUCCAUCAUACUCUCGUCGAAAAGGUGGUAAUACUAAUUAUCCGAGUCUUCCUAAGACAUCUGGUAUCGAGGGAUACGUCUACUUGAUGGCUAAGGAUCAGCAUGGAUGCAGAUCCUUGCAGAGGAUCCUUGAAUAUGGAACUUGUCUAGAUUCUAUGAUCAUUUUCAACGAAGUGAUUCCACACGUUGUUGAGGUGAUGACGGACCCUUUUGGGAACUAUUUGAUGCAGAAAAUAUUAGAUGUAUGCAAUGAAGAACAAAGAAUGCAGAUCUUACUUAUCGUUACUGCACAACCUGGAUGGCUUGUCCAGAUAUCCCUUAACACUUACGGUACUCGAGUUGUCCAGAGAUUAGUAGAAACAGUCAAAACCAAGAAGCAGAUUUUUCUGGUGAAGUCAGCUUUGAGACUUGGAUUUCUCAGUCUCGUUAGAGAUGUGAAUGGGAAUCAUGUGAUUCAACGUUGCUUGCAGUGCCUUAGUACACAAGAUAACGAGUUCAUCUUUGAAGAUGCUACAAGGUUCUGCAUUGAUAUGGCGACACAUCAACAUGGAUGCUGUGUGUUACAAAAAUGUAUUGCUUAUUCCACUGGACAACAACGAGAGAAGCUCAUAGCUGAAGUGUCUAGAAACAGUCUCUUCCUUGCUAAAGACCCUUAUGGGAACUACGCAGUCCAGUUCGUUAUACAUCUGAGGGAUUUGUCUGCGAUAGCCAUGGUGCUAGCGCAGUUAAAAAGGCAUUAUGUAGAGCUCUCCAUGCAGAAAUUCAGUAGCCAUACGGUGGAACGGUGCUUAAGAAAUUGUCCAGAGAGCCGUCCUCAGAUAGUGCGUGAACUCGUCUCUGUGCCCUAUUUUGAUGUUCUGAUUCAAGACCCGUAUGCUAACUUUGUCAUCCAAGCUGCUCUUUCUGUCACCAAGGGUUCACUUCAUAACACACUCGUUAAAGUGAUAAGGCCUUAUUCCAUUCUACGUAACAAUCCCUAUUGCAAAAGGAUUUUCUCAAGAACCCGCUUGAGGAAUUGA